AGCGCGCGCCGCCAUGCCGCCCCCCGGGCCCCGCGCGGCCCUCCUGCUCCUGCCUCCGCUGCUGCUGCUGCUGCUGCUGCGCGCUGUCCUGGCGGUGCCCCUGGAGCGAGGCGCGGCCAAGGAGAGCCCCGCCACCGAAAGCCCGGACACGGGUCUGUACUACCACCGCUACCUGCAGGAAGUCAUCAAUGUGCUGGAGACCGACGGCCACUUCCGGGAGAAGCUACAGGCGGCCAACGCCGAGGAUAUCAAGAGCGGGAAGCUGAGCCGGGAGCUGGACUUUGUCAGCCACCAUGUCCGCACCAAGCUGGAUGAGCUCAAGCGACAGGAGGUGUCCCGGCUGCGGAUGCUGCUCAAGGCCAAGAUGGACGCUGAGCAGGACCCCAACGUACAGUUGGAUCACUUGAGCCUCCUGAAGCAGUUUCAACACCUGGACCCUCAGAAUCAGCACACAUUUGAGGCCCGGGACCUGGAGCUGCUGAUCCAGACGGCCACUCGGGACCUUGCCCAGUACGACGCAGCCCAUCAUGAAGAGUUUAAACGAUAUGAGAUGCUCAAGGAACAUGAGAGACGCCGUUAUCUGGAAUCCCUGGGAGAGGAGCAGCGAAAGGAGGCAGAGAAGAAACUGGAAGAGCAACAGCGCCGGCACCGAGAGCACCCCAAAGUCAACGUGCCUGGCAGCCAGGCCCAGUUGAAGGAGGUGUGGGAGGAGCUGGAUGGAUUGGACCCCAACAGGUUUAACCCAAAGACCUUCUUCAUACUGCAUGAUAUCAACAGUGAUGGUGUCCUGGAUGAGCAAGAACUGGAGGCCCUCUUCACCAAGGAGCUGGAGAAGGUAUAUGAUCCCAAAAAUGAGGAAGAUGACAUGCGGGAGAUGGAGGAGGAGCGGCUGCGCAUGCGGGAGCACGUGAUGAAGAAUGUGGACGCCAACCAGGACCGCCUUGUGACGCUGGAGGAGUUCCUUGCGUCCACCCAGAGGAAGGACUUUGGGGACACUGGAGAGGGCUGGGAGACGGUGGAGAUGCACCCUGCUUACACGGAGGAAGAGCUGAAGCGGUUUGAGGAAGAGUUGGCUGCCCGGGAGGCAGAGCUGAAUGCCAAGGCCCAGCGCCUCAGCCAGGAGACAGAGGCUCUAGGGCGUUCCCAGGGCCGCCUGGAGGCCCAGAAGAGAGAGCUGCAACAGGCCGUUCUGCAAAUGGAACAAAGGAAACAACAGCAGCAAAGCCACCAUGACCCAGCCAUCGGCCCUGAGGGACAGCUCAAGUUCCACCCCGACACAGAUGAUGCACCUGUUCCAGCUCCAGUCGGUGACCAGAAGGAUAUGGACACUUCAGAGAAGAAGGUUCCAGAACAGCCCCCUGAGCUACCCCAGCCUGAUUCCCAAAACCUGUGAUCACUCAGGGACCCUAGCCUUCAGGGUUCCUGCUGAGGAGGCUGAUGAAGGGGCAGAGGUGUCAUAAUCAGCCUCCUGUGGGGGCCUCAUGUCCCCUCUGGAGGUGGGGACCUGGGCAGUACUUCACACAUUGCUGCCCACUCCCUACAUCUGCCCGCCUCAGCCUCCCAGUCUGUGAUCCCUUCUUUCUGUCCCCCUCCUGGGGACCUGCCUUCUCUCUGGUCCAGUGGGGUCUUCACUGGAUCAGCCUAUCACAGGGCCGCCCCCUCCCUCCCAAGACGGUCUGUCUGUCCCAGACCUUCCUUUCUAGGUGGUUUAACCUCAGCUGCCCGGAUGAGACCACUCCAGCCUCCUGCAUCCCCUCAGCUGCUGGACUCCUGCCUGCUGCUCUGGACCCAGCUGUUGGUUUAUGGAACUGGGGUGCUCCUUUGAGAACUUUCUGUACCUUUUGUGGGACCAGUGAUGCCUCAAAGAUGGUGGCUUUCCGUGCACAGCUGGAGGCAGGGCAGCAGCGUCCUCCAAAGAGGUGAUCGACACUGACACCGGGACCCCAGACGCCCUCCAACCCCUGGCCUCCAGCCAGCUCUGUUUUCACCUCCUCCCUGACAGCUCCAGAAGGGUCCUGCAGCAGACGCUGUCACAGGAUCAGGGCCUGGCCUGAGCCCCACGUGGGAGGCCUGGCAAGGUCGGCCCUGUCCUUACCUGGCCUUGCCUUACAUGGCGCCCUGUCCUGCUCUCUACUCUGAUUCCACCCAAAUACACUCUCUGGAACAAGUCCCUGCUGCUGUGUCUUUGUAUAUAACCUGCUCCCUGUGGCAUCCCAGCCCCACUUGACCUAUCAAGGUCCCCGUUCAUUUUUUUUUUUAAAUUACAAGAGGAAAUUAUUUUAAAAAUAAGGGAACAUUGGCCUUUGAACAGGAUGAUAAGCAGGUGUCUCCAUUGGAUGCGUUUUUCAUUCAGAUUUUUGAAGCACAAAGGACCUGAGCUGUGCGCUAGGAAGUUGGUACAGGGAGGAACCCAUCCACGCCAUGAGCAGCUUGAGAAAGUCCAGUCACUUCUGCCUAGCUCCGAGUUGUGAAUAUGCUUAUGAAAAAGAGGCAAAGUUGUGCUUAGCGUUCAAGUUUAUCUCCCUGAAGUCCCCCUACGAUUUCUGUAUUUGAAAUAGAGGUAGGCCCCGGCUGGUUGGUAGGUAAGACAGAAGCCAAGUCACUUGCCUGGGAUUUGAACCCCGGGAGACCGGAGCCAAAGUCUGCCCCCGAGCAAUGUUCUUUCCGGAACUGAGUCUACGCUCCAAAGACUCUGAAGGAAUGAGUUACUGAGUACAUGUUGUGCUGUCUGCCCGGCACGCCGUCUGGCCUUCUCUCACAUGGUUGACUUCCUACGUGACCUCAACUUCACUGGUCUUUCUCUAGCACUUGAACGCGACCCUGCGACCCUGCUCGUCACCUCCUUCACGCCCCGUCACCUGUAGGGCGAGCUUUUUGGCCCAAAUGGCCCAGCUGACCUCUCCAUGCACCCCCUCCCUUGUGGGCUCCAGGCUGUCGCUACCAGAAGGAGCCAGUUACCUCUUCCGUGGAAGAGAUCCUCUCUCCUUCCAGUCAUGGAAAGCUCCCAUCAAAAUCUUGCAAGAUGAAGUUUGACUACCUCCCUGUCUCCCCAGCCUUUGCUGGCCUGCAGUAUAGACUAGGAGCCUCCCCUCCCCCAGGGCCCAGACGCCUAGCAUUGCCCUCAGUACGGACUGCAGAGGGGCCCCGGGUCCACAUGUCAUUGCUGCAACAAAAUUAUCACUGACUUAAUGGCUUAAACCACGCAUUUCUCAUCGUACACUUCUGGAAGCCACACGUGCACAAAGGGUGUUGCUUGACUCAAAUCAAGGUGUCUGCAGAACUGCGUCUUUCUGGAGGUUCUAGGGGAGAGUCUGUGUCCUCAUCUUUUCCAGCUUCUAGAAAUCACCUGCAUCCCUUGGCUGGUGUCCCCUUCUGCCAUCAUCAAGCCACAAUGUUGCAUUUUCAAAUCUCUUAUUAAUCUCUUCCAAAUCUCUUAAGGUCUCUUUCAAAUCUCUUGAUCACUUCUGUGAUCUGAUCCACCUGUCUCGUCUUGCAAAGACAUUCGUAAUGACACUGAGCCCAAAAGCCUCAACUUAAUCAUGUUGGCAAAGACCCUUUUACUUUGGGCUCUGGUGACAAGAUGGCGGAUUCUGGGGGGAGGCGAGCGUUAGUAAGCCCAUGACAGGCUGUGUCUGUUUACCCUACCAGAGGGCCAGGGGGCAACAUGAGGUUCCACCAGCACAUAGCCAAGUCCAGAGCAAAACUGUAGGCUGAGUGAAUAUUGAGUCAGAGCAGUGAUGGGCACCACAAAAAGAGGCUGCCAAAUUAGGUCUCUGUCCCUGCUGCUCCUUCUGAAAACCCUUCAGCCUCCCUUGCAAGCCCCCUGUGGAAUGGAAGGGCUUUCUCCCCUGCCCGCAUCCCCAGCCCCAUCUUGCAUCACACUCACCCACACCCUUUUUCAGUUCUCAGAACACAGCCCUCGCUCAUGCUGUUCCCUCUGUCACUGUUCCUCGUACUACCUACCUCCUGCCCCACCCUAGACUGCUAACUGCAUGAAGACCGAGAAGAUGUAGCUCAUUUCGGAUGUGCCCCCAAGACUUGCAGGGAUCAGGUACUCAACAAAUACCUGUGUUCCUUUGAGAAGACUGGUAUGAUCUUGGAAGUUACUUCUGGGAUUUCUGGCUUUGAACGGACUGGGACAGAGCCUUCCCCUCUCACCACGAUUUUAGCUUUCUCCAAGGUCUCUAGAUGAUGUUGCCAACAAGUCCUGCAAAAAGCUGUCACCCAAAUUCCUACCAGUUGGCAUCCUGGCUCAGACUGGAUUUGCCACAAUCUGCCUUGUCUACUUGUAAGGAGAACAAAGGAGUGAGGAAGUGUGUGUCUUUCUUGGGGUACAGCCCCACAGUGUGGGAAGCUGAGCCCCAGUCAAGCAGCCCUUGCCAGAAGACAUUGAAGAAUGCCUUGUCUGUUUGCUGACCCCUUGCCUCUGAAUUCCCUCUCUGCCCUCAGUUAAUUCCCUGCCGCGUGCUUAACCCCCGCGGGGUGCCUCCUGGGGACAGAGGGAGCUUGACCUGCUGAGCGAAUUCCGGUCCUGGGUCAGUGCUUUCCUUAAUUAUGAACUAAAUUAAUACAGUGGAACAGUUCAGCAGGUGGACUCUGAGACCACUGCCGUUGGGUUUCAACCCCAGUACCUCACUUUCUAGAUGUGUGACUCUGGCAAGAAUCGUGACCCUUCCCCGUGCCUCAGUUUCCUCCCCUACAAAAUGGGACCUAUUUCAGAGGGUCAUUGUGAGGGUGAUAUAGUAUUCAGGAAGACUUUU
Talpa occidentalis (Iberian mole) is the source of this 4760-nucleotide messenger RNA. RefSeq names its product nucleobindin 1 (gene NUCB1). Lineage: Eukaryota; Metazoa; Chordata; Mammalia; Eulipotyphla; Talpidae. The coding region runs from base 14 to 1393 and encodes 459 amino acids. Gene Ontology annotation, cellular component: extracellular exosome; endoplasmic reticulum-Golgi intermediate compartment. The transcript is spliced from 12 exons. Gene Ontology annotation, molecular function: calcium ion binding. The record is from RefSeq and is a predicted model, not a curated record.